Messenger RNA from Rotaria sp. Silwood1, 1320 nucleotides. The record is from the annotation of a GenBank genome assembly. NCBI's taxonomy places the organism in Eukaryota, Metazoa, Rotifera, Eurotatoria, Philodinida, Philodinidae.
AUGGCUACCACAGCCAAUAUUGGUAUUCAAUAUCAAAAUCGAUUAAUGCAUCUUAUUAAAACUUUGAAUUUCUAUGACACUGACAAUGAAUUGUCUUUAUUUGAACAACUCUUAUCUACACGUGUUUACGUUGUAUCUCUUUUAAUAACUCUCUUCAUUACGAUCUCAUUUGCAAGUAUCAUUCCUCAAACUCGUUUAAUUACUGUAUCUUUACCAUCUCCUAAUAAUUUCGAGAAGUUAGCUGACAGUUACAGAUCUACAAUUAUUUGUCAUUGCUCUCAAGCAACGAUGUAUCAUAAAGAAUUAUUUUCAUUCAAUCCACAAUUUCAUCAAGUUUGUUCGAGUAAUUUAAUUGAUGAAGAAUGGUUUUCCUCUUUGUUCAAUACAUUAACAAACAAUUAUUAUCCAUUAGACUUUCGUCUAAUGGCCUCUGCACAAUUUCAAAUUUUAUCUCUUCUCUGCCGAAUAUCACGUCAAACCAUAUAUGAUGCUCUUAGUGAUUUUUAUACGACAUCAUUUUUUUCUGCACGUGCUCUAACACGCGCUGUUUACAAUGAUUAUAUGAUUACACUUUUCCAACAAUUCAAUACAACAACUCUUACAAAUCAUCGUAUAUACAAUAAUUUUAUAUCUUCUAUUAUUGACGAACAUCGGUUUAUAUCUGCAUUACGCACCAAUUUCUAUACAAGAAGUAUUCCUGAUAGUGACAAAUAUGAAACAUUUCCUGCUAUCUAUCCAAAAAACGUAAAUUUAACACAAUCAUCUUUUAUAUCAAAUGGAAUAUGCCGAUGUGAUCAGACAAGUAGCUGUAUCUAUCCUGCUGGUAUCUAUAAUCAGUCAAAAGUCAUUAUUCCUAAUGAAGUAUUUAUACAUGAUGCAUCACUUCAAUUUGUUGUGCCAGGAUUUCAAGUAGGAUGUGUACCUCAAAAUGCUUUGCUUCAAUCGACAUUAGAAUGUUUUUAUAAUCAAUCAUGUUUGGAUAUAGUCAUUAAAUUAACUGGUGCUCUUCCUACUGUCCGUGCAUUGAACAUGUCAAAUUUUUCUCGAUUUGAUCCAACAACUACUCUCAGUAUUAUUUUUGAUCAAUUAAUGCUCGAAUCCUGGCAUAAUUCUACGGAUUUUGUUGCCUAUUUUCGGAUUUGUGCGCCCAAAACUUGUACCUAUUCUUAUAAACAACGUUUCUAUAUUAUAUAUAUAAUUACAGUUGUGACUAGUCUUGUUGGUGGAUUGAGUAUGCCAGCUUUUAUUUAUAAUUUAAAAUUAAAAAAUGAAUUACUGUUAAUUUUAAUUUAUUUGAAAUUAACAGAAAUGAAAACCUAA